This is a messenger RNA of Pseudonaja textilis, 1257 nucleotides long. The record is from RefSeq and is a predicted model, not a curated record. NCBI's taxonomy places the organism in Eukaryota, Metazoa, Chordata, Lepidosauria, Squamata, Elapidae.
AUGGAGAACUGCUUUUGGAAAAGGCAAGGUCUGUAUGUCCUUCUCUCUUUCUCAUUCCUUAGAGUAAUGUGUGCUUCAAUUCAUUUGUCUGUCCCUGAAGAAAAGAAAAGGGGGUUUCUGGUGGCUAAUGUGCUCAAGGAACUGAAACUGGAAACAGGGGAGCUCUUCACACGCAAAGCACAUGUAGUUGCUGAGGGCACCCAGGAAUACUUCCACCUUGAUAUUCAUACUGGGAAUCUGUUGAUUAAUGAUAAAAUAGACAGAGAAGCUUUAUGUGGCCAGAGUGAUCCUUGUCUACUUCUUUCUCAGUUGGUUUUGGAAAACCCCUUAGAGAUCUUUAAUAUUGAAAUCAAGAUAGAAGAUGUGAAUGACAAUGCACCCAAAUUUUGGAAGAACGAAGUUAAGGUGGACAUUCCUGAAAAUAUUCCAAUAAGUAUGAUAUUUCCCUUAGAAUUAGCUCAGGAUGACGACAUAGGAGAUAAUAGCAUCCAAAAUUACAUUCUCAGUUCCAAUGAACAUUUUCAUCUUGAAGUACAAAAGAAUGAAGAGGGAAAAGACAAUAUAUACCUUGUUUUAAAGAAAUCACUAGAUAGGGAGAAGAUGCCACACCUUGGAUUGAUUCUAAUGGCUAUUGAUGGAGGAGUUCCAAAGAAAACCGGCACAGUUCAAAUUAAUAUUAAUGUUCUUGAUAAUAAUGAUAACUUUCCUUUCUUUAGUAAGUCUGAAUAUAAGGCAAGAAUAAAGGAGAAUCUCCCUAAGGGCACUUUUGUGAUGAAAGUGGAAGCUACGGAUAUUGAUAUGGGUUCAAAUGCACAGAUCCUCUACUCAUUCCAUCAAGUGCCUGAACGAAUAAACAAUUUGUUUUAUUUAAAUGAAAUUACUGGUGAAAUAACUGUUUGGGGACAGAUUGAUUAUGAAAAAGAGAAGAGUUAUAACAUGAACAUCAGAGCAACAGAUGGAGGGGGUCUUCCAGGUCAGUGCAAGAUACUGAUAGAGAUUGAAGAUGAGAAUGACAACCCCCCAGAAGUGUCCAUCAUAUCUCUGACCAGCACUUUAAAGGAGGAUUCUCCCUUGGACACAAUGGUGGCCCUCUUCAGUGUGAGAGACCAAGACUCUGGAGAUAACAGCAAAACAAUCUGCUCUGUGGAGAUGAAUCUUCCUUUUGUGCUCAAAGCCACCACAAACAACUUUUACCAGCUUGUGCUCCAAAGUCCGCUAGACAGAGAGACAGUCUCUGAGUACAACAUCACCAUCACA